Molecule: messenger RNA, 4105 nt
Organism: Drosophila mauritiana
Lineage: Eukaryota; Metazoa; Arthropoda; Insecta; Diptera; Drosophilidae
Gene: ADD1
Exons: 4
Coding region: 312-3953 (1213 amino acids)
Source: RefSeq, a predicted model, not a curated record
AUAUUGAAUUUGAUGCCGAAUAUCUAGCUGUCAUUCUCGGGUGAAAAAAUUUUCGAUAAGAUUUUCUGCGAAGCAGUCAGUAUAAGAUCUCCCAAUAAUAUUUUUUGCCGGUUUGCCCAACUAAUAAAUAAUUGUAAACACGCGUCGAUUGCAGCCCUGUUGUUAGUGUUGUUGCCAAACAUAAAAGUGAUUAGCGCGCCGCUUUUCUCUGCGGCGGCACCAGAAAAUCGUGAAUUUUUCGCGUUUUAGCACAAAAAUUGGUGCGAAUCGCAGUGUUCUAGUCCAAGAGGCCCGGAUACGGAACAUAAGUCAUGAGUAGUAGUGCUCCGGGUAGCGAAAGUGGCCUGGCAAAGGUAUCGACGCCUUCGCCAUCGCCACUGGCCAAAUUGGAUGCGGAUUUUACGAGCUCCAAGUUCGAGAUGCACCCCUCGCUUUCAGACGAGGAGCGCCGCUUUUACCUGAAGAUGUACCCCAACGUGGAUCUGGUGAACCAGCGAAAGGUGCACUGCACCGUGUGCAAACUUCACCUGGGCACAGCACCCGCCGCCGAGAGCAACAUCAAGAUGCAUCCCAUACUGCGGGUGACGCACUGCGUCAAGUGCCACGAUUUUUACAACAGCGGCGAGUUCUCCAAGGGCGAGGAUGGCUCUGAGCUGUACUGCCGUUGGUGUGGACAGGGCGGCGAAGUAUACUGCUGCUCCACCUGCCCCUACGUCUUCUGUAAGUCGUGCAUCGUGAAGAACCUCUCCAAGGGCGUCAUCGUGGACAUCGAGCAAAACGAGAACUGGAACUGCUUCAGCUGCACGUCCAAGAUCCUGUGGCCACUGCGCGCCCAACACUGGGCGCUGGUCAAUUACCUUCAGACGCAGAAAAGAGCCCUACAGACUCUUCAGCUGCCCGAGGUGGAGGCCCGACGCCAAAUGCUUAAGGAUAACAGCAAUUGCUGCCGCUUGGCGAAGUCGAAAACCAGCAGCUUAUCCGACUCUAUGGAAAGCUUGGAGUCCAAUGUCUCCAAACGCAGCCAAGGCAGCUCAGCGGGCUCGGGUAAGCGGGGAUCCAUGCCAAAAACCAUUCCUCCGGGACCACCAUCCAAGCGCACUAAAGCUUCCAACAACGAAGUUGUUUGCACACCGGAUCUGCUCAGCAUGCUGGAGCCGGAUUGCCAGCUCUCUGUGACGUCCAAGCCCACUGGACGUCAGCCGGUGACAGCGGCAAAUAUCACAACCACUCCGAGGAUUGUCACUGUCCAACAGAACUACCAACCGGGACAAAGUUCCAGCAGCAGCGGCAGUAAUGGAAGCGUAAGUGGUUCUUCAUCAAUGCCACCGACACUUAGUAGCCUGCCACCUCCCUUGGUUCUUAGUGGAUCUGGAAUCCGCUACCGCCAGAAUGCCCCUGGUGGGGUCUCGGGUGUGGUACGUCGUACUGUGGUCCCUAACUCGGUGAGGACCAGUGGGCCAGUCUUUCACACAAUUAAUGGGUUCAAAGUAGAUUUAAAUAGCGCUGCACAACAGGAUUCCUACCGCUUGCCUAAUGGUCGACUGAUUCAGGUGAAACGUCAGGUACCCCAGGCAAUUCAGCCGGCAUCAACACCACCAACACCACAAACACCGCCUGCUUUGGUCGUUCCUCAAGUAGGUCCGGGUGUAGUUAUCCGACCUCGAGCUCCAAUUACGUCUAAUAGGCCUUCACUGCAUAUCAGCGCGUACGGUUCUAACAUGGGUAUCUAUAACCCGCAGACGAACCAGCAGCAGCGGGCUCCGCAAGUGCGAGUUGGAAACACCAAUCAAGCGCCUCCACCGCUGCAAGGUCCUCAGCCCAAUGCCAAUGGCGGUCAAACUCUCAUGAUUACUCCAGCGCCACCACCAACGCCUAAGGUUCCAACUUUGGUUCGUCACACCUUCCCCAACACGCCGAUGGGUCAGGCACGGGCGCAGCUGCAGGAGCAAAUCUUUAGCGCCAUGGACAUCUGCACUCAUCUCACCGGCAAAGUAGUGUCCCUUACCCACUCGAACGCCUACAACCAGGUUCGCAGCUAUCUGGAACUGAAGCAGUUAUACAUUCACAUGUCCUAUUUGAUGACCUAUGCCAUUGGACGGUUUAAGAACCUGCACGAGAAGUGUUUGGUGGACAUGCGGGAGAAGGGCUUCAAGAAUGACGCCAACAGUCUGGAGAAUGGUCAACUAGCUGCUGAUAAACAAGCUAGCGAUGACGAAGAUAAUGAAAUCGAGAUUGUGGAGCCCAAAACGGACACCAUUACCAUUGAAUCUGACAACGAAGAUGACAUGCCGUCCACCUCGACCGCAACACAACAAAAGCAGCCUCAGGAAACGGCUAUUAUGAAGAUCACAUCCGUGACAUCGGAGGCGGCGAAAAACGAACUGCAAGAGAACAACCAGACCGACAUCGACGUGGCCGCAUUCAGCUCCACGAUAUUGGCCAGCCUGCUGGAGGUGGAGGUCAACGAAGGCGCCAGUGAGCCCAAGCCCAUCUCUCCUGGCCAAAAGAAGCAGCCACGCAAGAAAACUACAAAUAAGCCAAAUCCAGCACUCUUGCAAUUGGAACGCCAACGCAUGGAGGACAUGAAGAAAUCCGAUGCCAAGCUGAAAAUGAAGGUCAUGGUCAAGUUGAAGCGAGCUGAGGAUGAGUUCGAGGUGGCGCGAAAAUGGGUCGAGGACAUGAAACAGAAGCAGGAAUUGGCCACCAAGAUAAAGGACUCAAAAGCCGCAACACCAUCAAACAAAACUAAAAACCCAAGUGAAAAUCUUAAAAUUUCUGAAACAGGAUCUUCAGCCAAAAAAGAGAACACAAAGCGACACGGUGAGGUUGAUAAGGAAAAUACCAAGAAUAAGGAAAAAAUUGGAGAUAUAUUGAAAGCGGCCAUAAAAGCCAAAAUUGGCGAAAACGAGAAACACAUGGCCGAAGAUGAACAUCUGCCAGUGGAUGAACUUCUAACAGAAAAAGACAAGGAAUUGGACAAGGAAAAAUCGACAUCCACUGAACCAGAAAAGAAAAACACAUCAGGAAUAGAAAAAGAAGCAGACAAAGAACAACAUUCAACAAAAGAAAACAUUGUAAAGGGAGAAAGUAAGGAUGAAUCUAAAAAAGUAUCAAAAACUGAUCAGAAAUCCGAUUGUAAAAAAGUCCCAGAUUCCGAAUGUACAGAAAUGGAAGAGGAUACUGAGAUGGUAUCGGAAAAAGAAUAUGGCGGGUCCGCAGAGGAACAAGGUGAUACUGAAAAUAUGGAAGAUGAAACAUUUUCCGAAAGUCCCACUUUAAUUGGAGAAAACGAAAAACAGCUUCUCACAGAGGGAAAAGAAAAGAACUCGGAAAAAUCUGAGAAGGAAGUAGAACCAUCAAAAGAUGUUGGAAAAGAAUUCCCAACGGCCCAAGGUAAAGGUCCCAUUAAAGCUGCAGAGCAAGAUACCGAUGAACUUAAGGACGUUGGUGCGGAGCCUAAAAAUUCGACCCAAGACGCUUUAAACACAGUUGAACCCCCUGUAGAAACAUCCACUUCCACACUUGAAAAUGAUCAGUCUUCCGUAGGGGAACUCGUUGAAAGAAUGGACGUUACCGAACUUGAUGAAACGCCCAAAGAACUACUAGCUUGCGCUCUAGACGAAGUAAUUGCCAUGGAGGGCAUCGAACUAGGUGAUGAUACAGAGGAGCUGAUAAAAGCCUUGGGCAGCCCCAGCGUCCUGGCUUCCGAAAAUACAAAGGAUAAUGAGACUGAUUUGGAUGCAAACGAUUUUAUUGAAAAUCUCCCACUCGAAACAACGGAGCCACCUGAGAUCCUCUUGAAGGAGGAUGAGAUCAAGGUGGAAAAGCCGACAGGGACUUCGCAGGUCGGAGCAUCCAGCCCCGCCGAAAAUGGUGACACAGAAAUGGAAUCCACACUCGAAGCCAGUGACUCUGCUCCAGACGAGCUCGCCACGGCUGAGAUUGUUGGCUAGUUUAUGGUGAUCAUUUGAGGUCCCGCCGAAGAAGAUUGUUAGCUGUGGCCCUGAAAACCUGCCAUUUAGUAUUUGUACUAGAAUUUAAAACCAAACAAAAAACAAACACAACAUUUUAUGUAAAUACUUUGAUCUGUUUAUAAUUUAAACAA